AGUGGGUUUUUGCGCACCGCUGACGGAGCCGUUUGGACCUUUUCUUUCUGCCAACAGAGUCGGCAAACCAUGUUUCUAUGCAACACCAGUGCCAUAAAGGACUGGAACUCCUUUCUGUCGCAGAUCCUUCCCCUGAUGAACAAAAGCGCAGCGGGUUCGGUGAGUUUUGACGCACCGGACACGGUGACGGCCGCCACGGUGACCGCGCUGCUGCCCGACGGCGCGGUGAGCGCCAGCAGCUCUCCGCUCAACUCCGACCACACCUCCGGCAUGGAACACGUCUUCCAGUACUCAGGUUACUCGGAGAGCGACCUGCUGUUCAGGGACUACCAGACACCGGGCCAGGACCCCAUCCCGCUGCCCAAAGCGGUUCUGUACCUGGUGAUGGCGGCGCUGGUGAUGGUGGCCGUGGCGUACGCGAUAGUUGGACACCUGGUCAAAGAUGUGCUCAACGACUUUGUGGGUGGAGGCAGUUCUGUUGUUACUGAAGGUGCCCGUGGUGAAGCCAGUGAACCAGACUGGCCGUUGGGCUCUCGGAGGGUUUCCAGCUGCAACAAAAACAAGAUACAUUGCAUCACCGGGAUGGCGAGCAAGCAGCGUGAGCGCCCCCACUUGGUGGAGAUGAGAUCCAUCAAUCGGCCAGAGGAGGUGGCGGUUAUCGUGGAUGAGACUUUAGACCAGCGACCUCCAGAGGCUCCUUCUGGAACUUAACUGUUUCAAGAAGCACAUGAUCUCGUAUAAGUGGAUUUAUCAGUGUGUGAGGAAUCCCCCGUCCACUGCAGGGUGACACCUGUGGAGUGUUCUGCCACGAAAAGCAACAACUGUGGAAAGAUGGCGUGAUGGAAGAUGAGGCGAGGAACACUGCAGCUUUCUGGACAAACGUCCAAAGUGUUCAUCAUUGUGCACACAUCACAACAUCAAAUAGCUGCUUAUCGUGACAUCACUGCUCACAG
Molecule: messenger RNA, 953 nt
Organism: Thalassophryne amazonica
Lineage: Eukaryota; Metazoa; Chordata; Actinopteri; Batrachoidiformes; Batrachoididae
Exons: 3
Coding region: 70-711 (213 amino acids)
Source: RefSeq, a predicted model, not a curated record